Molecule: messenger RNA, 799 nt
Organism: Selaginella moellendorffii
Lineage: Eukaryota; Viridiplantae; Streptophyta; Lycopodiopsida; Selaginellales; Selaginellaceae
Product: bZIP transcription factor 50-like
Exons: 2
Coding region: 54-746 (230 amino acids)
Biological process (GO): regulation of DNA-templated transcription
Molecular function (GO): DNA-binding transcription factor activity
Source: RefSeq, a predicted model, not a curated record
GCUUCUUCAUUCAUUCAAGGGCGAGCUAGGGUUUGGGGCUAGGGUGCGGCGCCAUGACGGUCCUCUCGGAUGUGGAGCUCUCGGAUCUGUUUGUGGGCGUGGACGAUGAUUCAUGGGGGAGGUUUGUGGACGAGGUGCUGUUGAGCUGCUCGGAUCCGGAUGACGAGCAGCAGCAGCAGCAGCGGCAGCACGACGAGGAAGAGGUGAAGCGGCAGUCGAGGCUCCAACGCAACCGGCAGUCGGCCUGGCAGUCCCGGCAGAGAAAAAAGUGGUACGUGACAGGUCUCGAGGCAAAGUGCCGCCUUUUGGAGGGCCGCUGCACCCAAUUGGAGCAGUCGGUGCGCUUUGUUUCUACGGAGAAUGUGGUGCUUCGGCAGGAGGUGUCGAGGUUGAACAAGGCCGCCAAGAGUGGCGUGGCAGAGCCUGCCGUGCUCGUCAAGGGUAAGGUUUAUCGUUCUGCUUGGCUCGUGAAUGUGCGCUUCGUGGCUGCAGGUUCCCUGCCGUUGGAAUUCCUGUCACGCGACUUGAGUUGCCUUGUCAACCUUGUGACGCUGCUGAUACUGGUGUGGUGCCAAAUCUCGAUCACACUAGUAGAAAGAGAUCAACACACGCCGCUGCAUCAUCCUCACCACAAGAUGAAAUCAGCAACAACGAGACGAAGAAGAAGAAGCAGAAGCAGAAGCAGAAGAAGAAGCAGGCGGCUCAUUGCUAAUGGGUGUGGUCACCUGGACUGGAUUCCUCCUUGAUUUCAUGGAUUUUUAAUCUUGUGUGUAUAAAGAAGAACCGGUAUUGUCACCUA